GAAUAGUGGGUAGCAGUAAACUAGCCACAGAAAGCUGGAUCAGAAGGCAGAUUUAGAAGUGACAGCUACCCAGAAACAGGAGAGGAGGUCAGGCUGAAGAGACAUUGAACACAGGCUGCAGUUCCUGGAUGUUUUUAGCCCACACAGAGGAUCCAGCUAUAAAGAUCUGCACAGAGAUCAUCAAAGCCAAAUGGCCAAACAUUCUGCAUCAGGCCAAAAAUGGCUUGGCACUCCACUGGAGACCAUGAAGAGAAUGACAAUAUGGAACAUAGAACAUUCAGCAGCACUGAGGCCAUCAGAAAACCAUACGGUCACUGUAGAGUAUUACAAUAUACGCGAGGAGGUGGUGCCUACACCCUACCCAAGUUUCUUCGAAGAUAAAUGGGAUAACAUAUAUGUUAAAAUGCCCUGUUCGCAAUUCAACUUGUAUUCAGUAAAUGUCCAGAAAAGAGGACAAGUGUCUAAUAGUCGGUGGAAACUUAUUGAGUCCAUUCUCAGAACGAUAAAAAACCCACAUGAUGUAAAGGCUGCAAUUCUGGCAUAUAAUGUGUCAUACUCCAAGAAAUGGGACUUCACCGCUUUCACUAACUAUUGUAAGGUGAUGGAUGAUGCUGAGCGUACACAUCUCUACAGGUCCAUUCUUCCUAAUAUGGUUUCAUUGGCUCUCAGGCUCCCUAAUCUCUGCACAAAGCCUAUUCCAUUGCUGAAGAAAAGAAUGAAUCAUUCAAUCACCAUGUCACAGGAGCAGAUAUCUUGUCUUCUGGCCAAUGCUUUCUUCUGCACUUUCCCACGGCGGAAUGCCAAGGAAACAGAUUCUGAGUACUCUACAUACCCGGACAUAAACUUCAACAGAUUGUUUGAAGGAAAAAAUCCAAAGAAAGCAGAAAAGCUGAAAACAUUAUUCUGUUACUUUCACAGAGUUACAGAGAGAGCGCCUACAGGUUUGGUGACGUUCACAAGGCAAUGCCUUAAAAGGUUUCCUGAGUGGGAGAAAUCACCCAAGAAGCUGAGAAAUCUCCACAUUACGUAUGAAGGAUCGAUGGAAGGUAAUGGACAUGGAAUGUUGCAGGUGGAUUUUGCCAACCGCUCUGUAGGUGGUGGUGUGACCGGCUCAGGUCUAGUCCAGGAAGAGAUCCGCUUCAUCAUCAAUCCUGAGCUGAUAGUAUCACGCCUCUUUACCGAAGAGUUAGAGCCCAACGAGUGUCUUAUUAUAACAGGUGCAGAGCAGUAUAGUGAGUAUAAAGGCUACGCUGAAAGCUACAGAUGGGAUCGUCCUCAUAGAGAUGAAACUGCACGAGACAAGUGGCAGAGACGAAGUACGGAAAUUGUUGCAAUUGACGCUUUCCACUUCCAAAAAUAUAUUGACCAAUUUACCCCAGACAUGAUAAAAAGGGAGCUGAACAAGGCCUUCUGUGGAUUUUUCCGUGAAGGAAUCCAGCCAGAGAUGCUGUCUGCAGUUGCAACGGGCAGCUGGGGUUGUGGUGUUUUUGGGGGAGAUCCUAGGUUAAAAGCCUUAAUACAGCUUCUGGCAGCUGCAGAAACCGGGCGAGAUGUUGUAUAUUUCACCUUUGGGGACAAGGAGUUAAUGCAUGAUGUCUAUGACAUGCAUCGCUUCCUUACUGAGCAGGACAAAUCAGUUGGUGACAUUUACAAGUUGCUGUUGAAAUAUAAUUUUGAUGUAUGCAAUAAAUAUUAUACUGCAAGACCAGAACCAAAACUGUACAACUUUAUAUACAACAAUCCCUGAAGCAUUCUGGCAAAAGACUUUUGUAUCAAUUAAGAAAAAAUAUCACUGCUAUAAUCCACCACAGUAACCUGAAUCUGCUGGGAGUGACAUAUGGAUAUGGAUCGUGUAUCCAGUGUAGAUACCAGUGUAUAAAAUGUAAUUCUUUUAGGGCUGUGUUUCUAUGAUUUGACUUUUAAGUAUUACAUUAUUCUGGAAUAUUGUUUCCAUUGAUUUUUAUUAUAUUUCAGAGUUCAUAAUUAUUUUAUUACAUUCUGUACAGGGAUGAGAGCAGAAUUGUGCCACACCAACCACUGAAUGUCCAUAAUAUGUGUGUGCUCUUAGGUGCUACCACUGGCGUAUUUAUAAUGGGUGCAAGGUGUGAGGUGCACACAGGCCCCUGGGGCCAGGGGGGGCUCAGACACUGCACACCCUGCUCACAUUUAACUGUACUUACCUCUCCAUCAGCCCGGCGCUUGCUGCAGAGUGACAAAUAUCACUUGGAAAAUGGCUGCCUUGGCUAUUUUCCAAUGAUUCGCGCAUGCACAAUAGAGAUAUCCCUAGGAACGUGGUGCAAGCGCCAUGUUCCUGAAGACCUGCGCAUGUGCAGUAGACUGGCACAAUGCCAGAGUCUGUUGCACUGCCAGAGAGGAGUGUGCUCAAUUGGAGACUGCACACGGGCCCCUCCUCUGUUAAAGCGCCUCUGCCAACUGCAUAAUCUAAUCUAUAAUACAGCAGCGGCUCAGUAUCAGGGUUGAAAACCACAUGAGAGCAAGCUUUGACCAAUACUGUCGCUGACAAUAGCUAGCCAGUAUCUAGCAGGCCAUCAUUGGGUGAUGUCAUUCAGUAGAAGCAGCUGUGCUUAUAGUUUCCCGUCCCUCUGUACAAUCCUUCCAGUGGAUAUAGCGGCAGUGAUCUGCAACAUACAGGGCUUGCCUCUCUAAUACAAACAGUUAUGACACUCACUUGGCAUGGCAAAUGAAAUGCCGCUGAAUUUAGGGUGCAGAAUGUGACGGUUUUCAAUAAUCUGCCUUGAUCGAUAAUAAAACU
Messenger RNA from Pseudophryne corroboree (corroboree frog), 2773 nucleotides. Its product is annotated as poly(ADP-ribose) glycohydrolase-like. Bases 191 to 1747 code for a protein of 518 amino acids. Gene Ontology annotation, cellular component: cytoplasm; nucleus. Lineage: Eukaryota; Metazoa; Chordata; Amphibia; Anura; Myobatrachidae. The record is from RefSeq and is a predicted model, not a curated record. Gene Ontology annotation, molecular function: poly(ADP-ribose) glycohydrolase activity. Gene Ontology annotation, biological process: carbohydrate metabolic process; ATP generation from poly-ADP-D-ribose; regulation of DNA repair. The transcript is spliced from 16 exons.